UUCAGUUUAGCGUAGCGAAAUUAGAUUAGUUUAACUUAGCUAAAUUUAUCUUAGCUGGUUGGAUCAAACUGGAUGUAAAUGUUCUGUAUUUCAAGUAUUUUAACUCGUAAACAAACUGAUUGGUUUAAAUUGAGAUCACAGGAACCAAAUUCACCCAGCAGAGAUACUGGAAACCCAAAUAGUAACGGCUAAACAGUGAACUAUCUUGAUGUUUGAACUUCAGCUGAGCAUGUUGUGGUGUUAAAGUUCUGCUCAUGGAGCUGAGUUAAUCAGGACUCACUGCACUAAAUGUUUUUUCCUCUCAUACACCGAUAAAUGAGUCCAGUUUGCUCCAGGCUGGACUUUGGACCUGUUUUCUAACUGCAGGUUCUGUUCACAGGUUUGGAGCAGAUACCGUCCAGCUACACGGGAUCCAGUUCCUCUGAAAGGAGCAUGGCCUCUGGGACGCUGAGGUCACGUCUGGUUGCUUGUCUUCUGAACGUCUCUGAGGCUCGCAGGACGGACCUGGUGGAGAACGUGGCCAAGGCUGCUUUGUUCGACGCAGAGGGCGUGCAGCGGAAGGAAACCACGGUGCUGAACAUCUUCAACGAUCAGGACUAUAACCGCUCCGUCAUCACCAUCGUGGCCUCCAUCGACUCCAUCAGAGACGCGGUGCUGUCUGCGUGCCAGGAGGCCUGCGCGCUCAUCGACAUGCGCGGACACGUGGGCGUGCACCCCUGCAUGGGGUCGGUGGACCUGAUCCCCAUCUACCCGCUGGGGGAGGCGGUGGGGCAGCGGGAGUGCGUCCAGCAGGCCCAGGCGGUGGCGCGCGGCCUCACGGAGACCGUCCACGGCGCCAGCGUCUUCCUGUUCGGCUGGGCGGACGCGGCGCUGCAGCGCGGCCUGGCCCGCAGGAGGAAGGAGAUGGGCUGGUUCCGGAAGAAUCCGGACCUGCGGGCGCUCACCGCCGACGUUGGGCCGCCGCCGCGGGAACGAUACGGACUCACAGGACGUCGCCGUCGGCCGGCGCAUCGCCGCCGCCCUCAGGGAGUCGGCGCCCGGUGGGCUUCCUGGGGUCCAGGUGCUGGCUCUGCCACAUGAGGGCGCCGUGGAGAUCGCCUGCAACGUGGAGAGCGUGGCGGGAGCCGCGCCCAGCGGCCCGACUGAUCCUCUGUGGCCUCGCUUCAUUGUCGACGGACGGCCAUACUGCCACGCCCCGGCCGCCCUCAUCACGGCCCGAGUGGCGGAGCUGGCGGGGCAGCUGGGGGUCGGGGUGAAGGGCACCGCCCUGGUGGGGUUUACCCCCCAGGAGUGCAGGGGCUUAGCUGAGCUGGCUUUGUCUGAGGGGAUCGGGGAGUUCUGGAGGGAGCAGCGAAGGAUCCGCAUGUGAAAACCGACCAGAAGAAAAUGGCUGAACUGCAGAUUCUCCGCCUUACCUCUGUCACUGUGAGGGGCCGUAUCACAUUAAAUCAACUUCAUUACAUCAUGUCAUUCCCUCAUCGAAACCAAACCUGGAGUGUUGCUUUGACUCUUUCAUGUUUGAGACAUCCUUUCAUCUCCAUGGCAACCAUUCAGCUGAGCAAAAUGCCUGGGUGGACCUAGCCCCGCCCACGAGACACAGAUCCUCCUCUGAGCUGCAGUUUCCGAGCUUCCACCCCCUGGAGGCGGAGCUUCAGAAAGAGCAGGAGCUUUUAACUCUGCCCGUUUGAUGGUUUAUUAGAUUAAAAUUAGUUACAAGAACAAAGACGGCAGCCAUACCAGAACAAGACAGAGAAACGUUUCAUAGUCUUGUGGGGGACAGAAAAUGGACUUUAUGUGGUUCUGUUUUUAAAUAUAAACACUUGACAAGCUU
Gambusia affinis (western mosquitofish) is the source of this 1831-nucleotide messenger RNA. It is a transcript of the gene ftcdnl1, whose product is annotated as formiminotransferase cyclodeaminase N-terminal like 1. The coding region runs from base 433 to 1080 and encodes 215 amino acids. NCBI's taxonomy places the organism in Eukaryota, Metazoa, Chordata, Actinopteri, Cyprinodontiformes, Poeciliidae. The record is from RefSeq and is a predicted model, not a curated record. Gene Ontology annotation, molecular function: folic acid binding; transferase activity. The transcript is spliced from 6 exons.